AUGUCCACGAUCACUACUACGGCCCUGCAGUCGGGCGAACCGCCCAUCAUCCCCCUCUCCUUCAACUCCAACCAGCCAGAGACAAUCCGUCUUUACCCGCUCUCCAAUUACACAUUCGGCGUGAAGGAGACCCAGCCUGAGGAGGACCCCUCCGUGAUCGCCCGUCUGAAGCGCCUCGAGGAGCACUACACUCAGCAUGGCAUGCGCCGUACCUGCGAGGGUAUCCUCGUCUGCCACGAGCACAACCACCCGCACAUCCUUAUGCUACAGAUCGCCAACGCCUUCUUCAAGCUGCCCGGCGACUACCUCCGCCCUGAAGACGAUGAGGUCGAGGGGUUCAAGGCGCGUCUCGACGAGCGCCUUGCCCCCGUUGGCAGGAUCGGCGAGGGUGAGGAACCCGCGGAUUGGCAAAUCGGCGACUGCCUGGCGCAGUGGUGGAGGCCCAACUUCGAGACGUUCAUGUACCCAUUCGUGCCCGCGCACGUAACUAGACCGAAGGAAUGCAAGAAGCUUUACUUCAUCCAGUUGCCCAAGAGCAAAGUACUUAGUGUGCCGAAGAACAUGAAGCUCCUUGCAGUGCCCCUGUUUGAGCUCUACGACAACACGGCUAGAUACGGACCCCAACUCUCCGCGAUCCCCCAUCUUCUCAGCAGAUACAACUUUGAGUUCGUUGACGAGAACGGCAACAUUGUGGCGGUUACACCUGGCUCGAGUGCUCCGGAGGGAUACGUGCCAAAGACCAAGGUUCUGGCCGGCGAUGACACGGAUAUGCAGGAGGCGAAGGAUGAGAACGGCGAGCAGUAG
Molecule: messenger RNA, 804 nt
Organism: Colletotrichum truncatum
Lineage: Eukaryota; Fungi; Ascomycota; Sordariomycetes; Glomerellales; Glomerellaceae
Product: cleavage and polyadenylation specific factor 5
Cellular component (GO): mRNA cleavage factor complex
Molecular function (GO): mRNA 3'-UTR AU-rich region binding
Source: RefSeq, a predicted model, not a curated record